Molecule: messenger RNA, 848 nt
Organism: Spathaspora passalidarum NRRL Y-27907
Lineage: Eukaryota; Fungi; Ascomycota; Pichiomycetes; Serinales; Debaryomycetaceae
Exons: 1
Source: RefSeq, a predicted model, not a curated record
AACUUGAUGGAUUUUCGGUCUGGGUUUCUUUUCUAGAUAAUCUCUCAUGAUUUGAUAUUUAUAUCGCAUAAUUGGCUUGAAAGUUUUAAAAUUUGGGAGGAGGGGGUUUCUUUAUAUACUUCUGUUAUAUUCUGUGAUUUCAUUCUUUAACAAACUUUUACUACGACAUAUUCAUUGCUAAUAAACAAUGGCCCUUCGAAACUACUUAUACGCCAAACACCAACAUGAUACAGAAAUAGACACCCUUAUAAACAGAGAUGCGGGAGUACCCCAGGGAAAUCCAACUGAUUCAAGAGGCCAUAUCGAUCGAUCCAACCGUAUCAAGGUUAACUACAACCAUACACGUCGUCGCAUACACCAUGCUCCUGCUCGAAAAAGCCCAGAUGCUCUGGUUGAAGAACUCACCUCGGAAGUUUCGGAUAUGAGCAUAGAGGAAGCUUCGUCAGAUCAGAUGCCAGAAAAGAAGAAAACAUGCAGGGCAGAAUGUAAUAGUUGUCAGUGCAAAAAAGAGGCUGCUGGUUUAGCUAACGGUUUUUCCACAAAUUCUCAUGGGCCUGCCAUUGAAGUCGAGGUAGGAGAAGGGGAAAUCGACUUUACUAAUUCUAUGUGAAAAUGCUAGCAUUUUAUCAAUAGGAACUUACAUUCAUUCACUUCAUGCCCUUUGAUAUGGCGUUACUUUAAUAAUUAGUAUGGCAAACUUGUUCUCUGGAGAAUAUUUAGAAAUUUAGAAAAAAGGGUAUAGAAAAUGGGAUAUAAACACCACAUAUGUUUGGUUGGUUAUAUAUUCUAAUCAUAAUUACAUAAAAAAUUUAAUAAUACAGAGUUAUAAACAUAAAAUUACAAAAUUU